GCAGUCGUGAACAAUCAAUAUAUAUACAUACAAUAUACAAAUACGUAGUGCCGCCGCCGGUGGUGGUUGGGGUUAGAGUGAGAAACACGUAAAAAUCCCCCAACAACAAUCCUUUUUGAGUUGUGCAAAUAUUUGUGGAAACGUGAUUGCUGUUGACAAAGUGGCGUCCGCACACGCACUCGAUACUUUCAAUUAGGCACGUUGCUUAUAAAUGUGCCACAAUGGCGCCGCCGUCCAGGACGACGCAGCCACCUUCAACGCUGCAACCACCGACGCGUUGUAAAGCCAUAGCCAAGGCAUUAAUCCGGCAAAGGCAAACGCAAACGCAACCGUUCCUGCUUCUGCUUCUGCUCCCCCAACUGCUGAGCGUUACGGUCCAUGCGGAACCGUAUUCGGGCGGCUACGGCAGCUCGGCCAUUGCCAGCGGUGGCCUUGGCUCCGUUGGCAUUCACAUACCCGGUGGCGGUGUGGGUGUCAUCACAGAGGCACGCUGCCCAAGGGUCUGCUCAUGCAGCGGCUUAACCGUCGAUUGUUCACAUCGUGGAUUAACACAGGUGCCACGUAAAAUAUCAGCGGAUGUCGAACGACUCGAUUUGCAGGGCAACAAUUUGACCGUGAUUUACGAGACGGAUUUUCAGCGUUUGACCAAGCUGCGAAUGCUUCAAUUGACGGACAAUCAGAUCCACUCCGUUGAGAAGAAUGCUCUGCAAGAUUUGGUUUCGCUGGAGCGACUACGCCUAAACAACAAUCGACUUAAGGCAAUACCUGAAAACUUUGUGACAAGUUCAGCGAGUCUUUUGCGAUUAGACAUCUCGCACAACGUCAUCACAACCGUGGGACGUAGGGUCUUCAAGGGCGCCCAGUCGCUGCGGAGCCUACAGCUGGACAACAAUCAAAUCACAUGUUUGGAUGAGCAUGCCUUUAAGGGACUGUUGGAGCUGGAAAUACUCACACUGAAUAACAAUAACUUGACCGCUCUGCCGCACAAUGCCUUUGGGGGAUUGGGAAAAUUGCGAGCGCUGCGCCUCUCUGACAACCCGUUCGCCUGCGAUUGCCAUUUGUCCUGGCUGUCGCGCUACCUACGCAGCGCCCCACGGCUCGCCCCCUAUACACGGUGCCAGUCGCCGUCGCAGCUGAAGGGCCAAAACGUGGCGGACCUGCACGAUCAGGAGUUCAAAUGCUCAGGCCUCACCGAGCAUGCGCCAAUGGAAUGCGGCGUGGAGAACAGCUGCCCCCAUCCCUGUCGCUGUGCCGAUGGCAUCGUCGAUUGCCGUGAGAAGAGUCUGACGAGUGUGCCCGUUACGCUGCCAGAUGAUACCACCGAACUUCGCCUGGAACAAAAUUUCAUCACGGAGCUGCCAGCCAAGUCCUUUUCCAGCUUUCGACGAUUGCGACGCAUCGAUCUGUCCAACAACAAUAUAUCGCGUAUAGCACACGAUGCGCUAAGUGGCCUAAAGCAGCUAACCACGCUCGUGUUGUAUGGCAAUAAAAUAAAGGAUUUACCCUCGGGCGUAUUCAAAGGACUUGGCUCGCUGCAGCUGCUGCUGCUGAAUGCCAACGAGAUCUCCUGCAUACGCAAGGAUGCCUUCCGCGACCUGCACAGCCUCAGUUUGCUAUCGCUGUACGACAACAACAUACAGUCGCUGGCUAAUGGCACAUUCGACGCCAUGAAGAGCAUCAAAACGGUACAUUUGGCCAAGAAUCCUUUCAUUUGUGACUGCAAUCUGCGCUGGCUGGCCGACUAUUUGCACAAAAAUCCCAUAGAGACAAGUGGAGCACGCUGUGAGUCACCGAAGCGGAUGCAUCGCCGGCGCAUUGAAUCGUUGCGCGAGGAGAAAUUCAAAUGUUCCUGGGAUGAAUUGCGCAUGAAGCUAUCCGGCGAGUGUCGCAUGGAUUCGGACUGCCCGUCGAUGUGCCAGUGCGAAGGCACCACCGUCGAUUGUGCGGGACGUGGCCUGAAGGAAAUACCACGCGACAUUCCGUUGCAUACCACUGAACUUUUACUCAACGACAACGAAUUGGGUCGCAUUAAUUCGGAUGGACUCUUUGGACGACUGCCGCAUCUGGUGAAACUGGAGCUGAAACGCAAUCAGCUAACUGGCAUUGAGCCGAAUGCCUUUGAGGGCGCAUCCCGCAUACAGGACCUGCAGCUGGGCGAGAAUAAGAUUAAGGAAAUAUCGAAUAAGAUGUUUCUCGGCUUGCAUCAGCUCAAAACGCUCAAUCUUUACGACAAUCAAAUUUCAUGCGUUAUGCCUGGAUCAUUUGAGCAUUUGAACUCGCUGACGUCUUUGAAUCUGGCAUCGAAUCCAUUCAAUUGCAAUUGUCAUUUGGCCUGGUUCGCCGAAUGGUUGCGUAAAAAAUCAUUGAACGGCGGAGCGGCACGUUGUGCAGCUCCACUUAAGGUACGUGAUGUGCAAAUUAAGGAUCUGCCCCACAACGAAUUCAAAUGCAGCAGCGACAACAACGAGGGCUGCCUCGGCGAUGGCUAUUGCCCGCCAGCGUGCACCUGCACCGGCACCGUGGUCCGCUGUUCGCGCAACCAACUGAAGGAGAUACCGCGUGGCAUUCCCGCUGAGACAUCCGAACUGUAUCUGGAGUCCAAUGAGAUCGAGCAGAUACAUUAUGAGCGCAUCAGGCAUUUGCGUGCCCUGACACGACUCGAUCUUAGCAACAACCAAAUCACCAUACUAUCCAAUUACACCUUUGCCAAUCUGACCAAACUAUCCACGCUCAUCAUCUCGUACAAUAAGUUGCAAUGCUUGCAACGUCAUGCGUUGUCUGGUCUAAAUAAUCUGCGCGUGCUCUCGCUGCACGGCAAUCGGAUAUCCAUGCUGCCCGAGGGCUCCUUCGAGGAUCUCAAGUCGUUGACACACAUUGCACUGGGCAGCAAUCCAUUGUAUUGUGAUUGCUCGCUGAAAUGGUUCUCGGACUGGAUCAAGCUGGACUAUGUGGAGCCGGGCAUUGCCCGUUGUGCCGAACCCGAGCACAUGAAGGAUAAGCUAAUUCUGUCGACGCCCUCCUCGAAUUUCGCAUGUCGCGGCAAGGUGCGCAACGACAUCCUGGCCAAGUGCAACGCCUGCUACGAACAGCCCUGUCAGAACAAGGCCCAGUGUCUGGCGUUGCCGCAGCGGGAUUAUCAGUGCCUCUGCCAGCCGGGCUAUCAUGGCAGGCAUUGUGAAUUUAUGAUCGAUGCCUGCUAUGGCAAUCCGUGUCGCAAUAAUGCCACAUGCACGGUGCUGGAGGAGGGACGAUUCAGUUGCCAGUGUGCUCCGGGCUAUACGGGUGCCCGCUGCGAGACGAACAUCGAUGAUUGCCUGGGCGAGGAGAUCCGUUGCCAGAACAAUGCCACCUGCAUCGAUGGCGUACAGUCGUAUCGCUGUGAAUGCCAACCGGGCUUCUCGGGCGAAUGGUGCGACACAAAGAUCCAGUUCUGCAGCCAGGAGUUCAAUCCCUGUGCGAACGGCGCCAAGUGUUUGGAUCAUUUCACCCACUACAGCUGCGAAUGCUCGGCGGGUUUCCAUGGCAUCAAUUGCACGGAUAACAUUGAUGAUUGCCAGAAUCAUAUGUGCCAGAACGGUGGCACCUGCAUCGAUGGCAUCAAUGAUUAUGUGUGCAUGUGUCCGGAUGACUUUACCGGCAAAUAUUGUGAGGGUCACAACAUGAUCUCCAUGAUGUAUCCACAAACUUCGCCAUGUCAGAAUCAUGAGUGCAAACAUGGUGUUUGCUUUCAGCCAAAUGCUGCCGGCUCCGAUUACCUGUGCAAAUGUCAUCCUGGCUACACCGGCAAAUGGUGCGAGUAUUUGACGAGUAUCAGUUUUGUUCACAACCAUUCCUUUGUGGAGCUAGAACCGUUGCGCACGAGACCCGAGGCGAAUGUGACCAUUGUCUUUAGCAGCGCCGAACAGAAUGGUAUUUUAAUGUACGAUGGACAGGAUGCACACUUGGCCGUGGAGCUGUUCAAUGGACGCAUUCGGGUUAGCUAUGAUGUUGGCAAUUAUCCGGUUUCGACGAUGUACAGCUUCGAAAUGGUUGCCGAUGGCAAAUACCAUGCCGUGGAACUGUUGGCUAUCAAAAAGAACUUUACACUGCGCGUCGAUCGCGGAUUGGCGCGUUCGAUUAUCAACGAAGGCUCCAAUGAUUAUUUGAAGCUUAGCACACCCAUGUUCCUUGGCGGUCUGCCCGUGGAACCUGCUCAGCAGGCGUACAAAAAUUGGCAAAUACGCAAUUUGACCAGCUUCAAGGGCUGCAUGAAGGAGGUGUGGAUCAAUCACAAGCUGGUCGACUUUGGCAAUGCGCAGCGUCAGCAGAAAAUCACGCCCGGCUGUGCUCUGCUCGAGGGUGAGACCACCGAGGGUGAGGAAGAUGAUGAGCAGGAUUUCAUGGAUGAAACUCCGCACAUCAAGGAGGAGCCCGUGGAUCCGUGCUUGGAGCACAAGUGCCGUCGCGGCAGUCGCUGUGUGCCCAAUGCGAACUCAAGGGAUGGCUACCAGUGCAAAUGCAAGCAUGGGCAGCGUGGACGCUACUGCGAUCAAGGUGAGGGCAGCACCGAGCCCCCCACAAUCACCGCCGCAGCGACGUGCCGCAAGGAGCAGGUGCGAGAGUAUUACACGGAGAACGACUGCCGCUCGAGGCAGCCGCUGAAGUACGCCAAAUGCGUUGGCGGCUGCGGCAAUCAAUGCUGUGCGGCCAAAAUAGUGCGAAGGCGCAAGGUGCGCAUGGUGUGCAGCAAUAAUCGCAAAUAUAUCAAGAAUUUAGAUAUUGUGCGCAAAUGUGGAUGCACCAAGAAAUGCUACUGACUGAAAGAUGCGACUACCCAAUUGCUUAGACCAAGCAAUAGCAGCUUAGAUGUUAGCCUAGGAACACAUUUAAACUUAACUCACAGUAGCAGUAGCAGUAGUAAUAACUUUAGUCAUAAGCCGCAUAGCAGUAGUUUUAAUAGCACGGGGCAGCUAGAUGACAAGAAGGGGCAGGCAGAUGCGGUUGAGGAGGAUGUUGAUGAUGAUGAUUAUGCCAUGGAGGACAUGGAAACAGAUACGGAGCGCAUGCAAGCGGAUCUCUAUGAUGAUGACGAUGAUGAUGAUGACGAUGAUGAUGGUUUGGAUGAGGAGACGAGCUUAUUUGCAGAUGAUAAAGAUCUAGAUAAUGAUGAUGAUGAGGAGCCCGAGCAGCUGCCCGAUCCGAAGAGUCUCAUUUCACCAGCAGCACAACAACAGUCAAAGGUUGAUCAGGAGGAGGAGGAGGACAUGGGCUAUGAUGAGGAUGAUGAGCGCAUUGCUUUGGAGCGACCACGCACCUCACGGCCCCGCGCCGAUGAGGAGCAUUUUGUGAAUGAGGAGGGCAGCGGCGCCGGCGCCGGUGCUGGCAGCUACAAGUCACGCUUCAAGCCCAGCUCGAGCUACCGGCAAACUCAUCUAGAGACCAUACGCAAGAAGCUGCUGACGGAGAGUGAGAAGGCGGUGGCGGCGGCAGCGGCAGCAUCUCCGGAGGUUGCAGUGGCCGUACCGAGCACUGCGAUUGAUCUGCGCGAGAGCAGCGGCCAUUUUGCUAACGAUGAUGAGGAUGGCGAGGAUAACGAUGACGGUGUCGAUGAUGAAUACGCUGACAAUGGCGACAACACUGGCUUCUUUCGCUCGAAAAGCGGCCAAGGCUCAAAUCAUUAUUUCCGCAAGAAUAGCAACGAUGCAAUCAAGAUAAUAUCAACGCCACUCGGCAAAGUGGGCAUUGUGUAUCAACAGACGCCCCAAGAUCCCGAUGGCGAUAAGCAGCAUCAGAAGCAACAGCUGGAACGGGAACAGCUGGCAGCGCAACAGAAGCCAGCGACACAAUUUACAGAUUUCGAUGCCUUGUCACCGGAUCCGGAGAGCAGUCAUCGUUUUCCAUCGCCACAUCCGAAAAUAACGCCCGUACUAACACCCGAUGGCAAGGUGGCGCUGCUUUAUCGCGGUGAUUCGGAGAGCUCCAAAUACGAGCCCAUACGCAAUCUAACGCACAAGUUUACCACCAACUCCAAAACAGCCGAGCCCGCCAAGUCCAACAACAACGAGGACACCUCCGAUGACUCAUCGGACGACUCCGUCUACACGGACAGCGAGCAGGAUGAAAGUGCCGGCGAUAAGCCCUUACCUGCUGCAGGUGCUGCAGUUACUCCGAAACCACUGCAACCCGAAAUAUUGGAACCGCCUGCAAACGGCGGCAGCUUUAUAAUACGACCCACGUCGGAUUCGCUGCUGCCAAUGAUUAAUCGUCCGUUGUCCGAGGUGCUGGGCAUUAAGAAGAAUCAAUUCCAGGAGACUCGAGUCCGCGAUAACUUACCCAUGUUGGGAGGCGUUACGGAGGCAACGCCUCGCUCGCUGCUCACCCAACCAGCUCAGGAGGCGUCGGAGCAGAAACCGGCCAGCAGCACACUGCACUUCCUCACCAAGGUGAAUCUCGCCGAGUAUCCCACAUCCAAGCAGCAGCAGCAGUCGUCAUUGCAGCUGCCCACUGGUCGCGAUUUUGAUUUCAGUCGCGACAACACCAUGCUGGAUGAGAGAUCGCGGGUCCGUGAGCUGGAGCAGCAGCGGGAACGGGAACGCGAGCACAAUGAGGCCACAAGCAAGGGUGGCGGCGGCACCGAGGCGCACACAAUUGCCAACGAGCAGCUGCUGUCCAAGACGGAAGUCAUCAAUCUGGCCAUCAUACCCCAGUUUGAUGAGGAUAUGGAACGCUUGCAGCGUCUCCACGAAACUGGCGGCAUUGGCAGUCGACGGCAUCAUCGUGCCCGGCAUCGCCACAAGCAAACGGAGGAGGAGCUGUCGGGCAUCCAUUGCGUCAUGCAGGUCAUGAUGGGCAUUGCGGCCGUGUCGACCGUCUUUGGCAUGCUGGGCACCUUCUUCAAGCAGCGCAUCCUGGAUCAGUUGCGUCUGAUGCACUGGUAGUACAAUAAUGGGUAUUCGAUACCCAUCGAAUACCUCAUCCCCAUCCCAAUCCGAAACCUUCUCGUCCACAUCGACAUCGACAUCGACAUCAUCAUCGACACAGUCAUUAUUAUGAUCUACUAGUAAACUCUGACUACUCUCUGCUAGCAAGGGAGGCGAAUACUCUUCCCCCAUUAACUACUCUACUACUACUACUGCUCAUCAUAUAUAUAUAUAUAUAUA
Drosophila grimshawi is the source of this 7139-nucleotide messenger RNA. RefSeq names its product protein slit (gene sli). Gene Ontology annotation, molecular function: heparin binding; Roundabout binding; calcium ion binding. The record is from RefSeq and is a predicted model, not a curated record. NCBI's taxonomy places the organism in Eukaryota, Metazoa, Arthropoda, Insecta, Diptera, Drosophilidae. The transcript is spliced from 21 exons. Gene Ontology annotation, biological process: axon guidance.